Naegleria gruberi is the source of this 2341-nucleotide messenger RNA. RefSeq lists its product as uncharacterized. Bases 47 to 2314 code for a protein of 755 amino acids. Gene Ontology annotation, biological process: intein-mediated protein splicing; protein ubiquitination. Gene Ontology annotation, molecular function: ubiquitin-protein transferase activity. The record is from RefSeq and is a predicted model, not a curated record. The transcript has a single exon. Lineage: Eukaryota; Heterolobosea; Eutetramitea; Acrasida; Naegleriidae.
CACCAAGACAUACUAUUGUACAUAUAAUAAUAUACAUCAGCUGAUCAUGUCAUCAUCAUCAACUCAAAGAAAUUAUCCAAAUGAAUUUUAUUGUCCAAUCACACAGGAAAUUAUGAAAGAUCCUGUUAUUGGUACCGAUGGUCAAACCUAUGAAAGAGAAGCAAUUGAACAUUGGUUGACUAUUCAUGCUACUUCACCAUUGACAAGAGAAGCCAUGAGCAAGGAGUUGUUGGUAUCGAAUAUUGCUUUGAGAAAUACUAUUGAACAAUUGGUUCAUGGAAAUACUCCUAUUGUUGUGAAUAGAGUCACACCAUUGGUUGAGCAAGAUAUUGAAGAUCAUUCUUUGAAUUUGACAAUUGUUUCAAAGCAAGUGAGUGAAUCAAAGAGAAGAAUUCAUGUUAAGGUAUCACCACCUACUGGAGGUCAACGUCAACCAUGUAAUUUGGUAUGCAUUCUCGAUGUGAGUGGAAGUAUGGGAUCUAGUGCUGAAGAUUUGAGUUCUUCCAAUGAAAAUACUGGAUUUUCAAGAUUGGAUUUGGUCAAGCACUCUGUUAGAACUCUUAUUGAAUUAAUGAAUGAAAAGGAUCAAAUUUCUCUCAUUCCAUUCAGUGAUUCUGCAAGAAUGGAACUUCCUCUCACUAAAAUGGAUGCAGUUGGUAAGAAGAAGGCCAUUGAAAAGUUGGAACAUUUAGGACCUGAAGGAUCUACCAAUGUAUGGGAUGGUUUGAGAUUGGGAAUGGAAUCCAGUCUUAAUAAUCCUCUCUGUGCAAAGACCAAUACUUGUUUGAUUCUAUUCACAGAUGGUGAACCUAACAUUAAUCCUCCAAGAGGUAUUGUCCCAACUCUUGAAAAGUACAUUAAGGAACAUCCAUUGAAUUCCACAAUUCACAGCUUUGGAUUUGGAUACAGUUUGGAUAGUGCCUUAUUGAAAGAUAUUGCAAUGAAUGGAAGUGGAGCUUACUCUUAUAUUCCUGAUUGUUCCAUGGUUGGAACAACAUUUGUUAACAUGAUGAGUAAUAUUUUAUGUACUGCUGUUAGAAGAGCCGAGUUGGUCAUUUCCUCAAUGAACGGUGCCAAGAUUUCACACGUUUACGGUUCCAGUCAAAAUGGAAAUAACAGUACCAAUGAAAAACAAUUCACAAUUUCAAUGGGAGGAGUUCAAUUCCAACAAUCAAGAGAUUAUAUUAUUGAUGUCGAUAUGCAUGCCAAUAAUUUGCCUGCCAUUAAGGUUGAUCUCACUUACAAUCACCAUUCUAUUGAAAAAGUUGAACCUGUUAAUCAAUCACUCUCCUCAGAACAAGCUACUGAUAUGGAUGCCAACUUGACAAGAUUAAUGUUCAUUGAAUGUGUUGAAAAAUGUAUUCAAACCUACAGAAAUGGUAACAGUAGCAGAGAUGACAGUAGUAAGGAAUGCAAACAUCAAUUAGAAUCCUUCUUGCAAACUAUUGCCAAAUUACCAUCCUUUACAGAUGAACGUGUCAGUGCUCUAGUUAGAGAUAUUAAGAGUGACAAUACAAACGAAGGUCAAGUAUCUAUUGCCUUCUCCAAACAAGAGUUCAUGAAUAAGUGGGGUUAUCACUAUUUGCCUUCUCUCCUUCGUGCUAACUGGAUGCAACAAUGCCACAAUUUCAAAGACCCAAGUGUUCAAAUCUUUGGUGGAAGCUUGUUUGAAGCUUUGCAAUCUGUUGCAGAUGACAUCUUUUGUAAACUUCCUCCUCCAAAACCAUCAAAUGUCUAUUCCUAUGGUGGUGGCAGCUAUAACACCCCAACAAACAUGAGCUCAUACUACAAUGCAGGUGGUUCUUGCUUCGAUGGUAAUUCAUUAAUCACAAUGUAUGACAACUCUGUCAAGAAGGUUUCUGAAAUUAAGAAAGGAGACAGAGUUAAGAACAUGAAUGGUGAUUCAUAUGCCACUAUUUUAUGCGUCUUGAAGAGCAAGACUCCUUCCCCUAUUGUCAAAUUGUGUGAAAUGAAUGGAAUGUACAUUACCCCAUAUCACCCUGUAAGAGUUAAGGGUGAAUGGAAAUUCCCAAUCGAUAUCAAAUCACCUCAAGAUGUUGCCUGUGAUUAUGUCUAUAAUUUGGUAGUUGAUCAAGGACAUGUUGUUUCAAUUAAUGGAGUUGAGUGUAUUACUCUUGGACAUGGAUUUACUGAUAAUUCUGUUGUGAGCCAUCCAUAUUUCGGAACUGAUCAAAUUGUUAAAGAUUUGAGUAGUAUGAAGGGAUACGAUCUUGGAAUGAUUGAAAUGAACAAGUACGACUUGAAGAGAGAUCCUAAUACUAAAAUGAUAAUCUCACUCUCAAUUCUGGAAUAAUGUAAAUAAAUUGUAAAUUAACUUGAA